AUGAGAUCCACCGUCAUCAACUCGAUGUUUUCGUGCACAGAAGCAAUCUCGUCUAUUAGUUCGCGAAUUCCCUGGAUUACCACCGAUCUCAGGUCCUGGUUUGGCUGUUUGGUGAGCUGGUUGGAUGGAUUUUUGUUGGUCUGGGUCGUGGAGAGCAGCUGGAACAUCGACGUGUUAUAUGGAGCGUUAUUGGCCAUGUCGGUGGCCGUGGUUUCGCUCACCUCGUCUCUGAUGAUCGCCAGAACACGUCUCACGAUGUUUCCGGCGGCAAACUCGCGCGGCUGGGCCUCGAUGAGCUUGGUGCCCACUCCUCUGAUCAGCUCAAUAAACUCGGCGGUGCUCGACCACCGGCCGCUCGAAAUCACCCGCAUCAAAAGCCGGCACGUCGCCGUGGCAACAUUUAUGAGUGUUGCUAUCUUGGUUGUCUCUGACUCUGUUGCGAAAGGUAAAUCGGAGGACAAAGUGGUGGGGGCGCUGAGUGCGAAGCUCGAAGACCUCAAUCUGGCGUAUUCUGACGUCGUUUCGGACGACAAGGCCCAAAUCCAGUCGAAAGUGCUGGAUUUCGUUAAUAAGGGUGUUCAGCUCGUUCUCACUUGCGGUGGAACAGGAUUCACCCAGCACGACAUCACCCCAGAAGCAAUUGAGCCUCUGCUCGAGAAAAAGGCCCCGGGACUCGUCCACGCGAUGCUCUCGUUCUCGCUCAAGGUGACUCCGUUUGCGAUGCUGGCCAGACCCGUGGCCGGCGUGCGUGGACAGACUCUCAUCGUGACACUGCCGGGAUCUCCCAAAGGCGCGACCGAGAACUUUGAGGCGAUCCAGCCCGUUUUGAAACACGCGCUGCCGCAAUUGGGCGUCGAGAGCGCAAGAGCUUUGCACAGCCACGGCCACAGCCACGGGCAUCACCACGGGCAUGGCCAUGGGCAUCUGGCAAAACACACGCUGACGCAGUCUGUGGUCACCAGAGACAGAGUGUCUCCGUACCCGGCUAUUUCUGUGCCUGAAGCGUACGAGAAGAUUGUACAGCACACGCCGCAACCGGAGAUAUUGGAGCUCAGUGUGCUUGAUCCGCAGGUUGUUGGCUCCGUGGUUGCAGAAGAUAUUUAUUCGAGUUUGGACGUGCCUAAUUUCCGUGCCAGUAUCGUUGACGGCUAUGCUGUUGUGGCAGAAGAUGGUCCGGGAACGUAUCCGGUGGUGACUGUGUCGCAUGCCAACAGAAACGAGAAAAAAGUGCUUGUUUCGGGCGAAAUAGCAAGAAUCACCACGGGAGCGCCGUUGCCUGACGGAGCCAACGCAGUGGUGAUGGUGGAGGAGACAAAGCUGGUGCAGACCACAGACGAUGGCAAGGAGGAGAAACUGGUGGAGAUUCUGGCGCAGGAUGUCAAAUCUGGCGAGAAUAUCAGAGCCGUUGGCUCAGAUACCAAAAAAGGAAGCCUGGUGCUUGCCAAGGGGUCCAGAAUAUCUGUUGGUGGAGGAGAGAUUGGGGCAUUGGCCAGUGUUGGCGUUAAAUUGAUCAAAGUGUACCGCAAACCAACGAUUGGCGUUCUAUCUACCGGCAACGAGCUACAGGAUCUGAAAACAGAAAAAAGUCUUCACUACGGUGAAAUUUACGACAGCAACCGGCCAACACUAAUUUCCAUGGUGGAGAACUCCGGAUACAAGGUUGUUGAUCUGGGAAUAGCCGCAGAUACAAAGAGCUCGCUCACGAGUAUCAUUCGAGACGCGUUUGACAAAAAACACAUCGACUGCUUGAUAACUACUGGUGGUGUUUCCAUGGGAGAAAUGGAUCUUCUCAAACCGACAAUCGAACACGACCUGGACGGAACAAUUCAUUUUGGCCGUGUCAGAAUGAAGCCCGGCAAACCAACCACGUUCGCCACCAUCGGGAACUCGAAAGUGGUGUUUGCUUUGCCCGGAAACCCGGCCUCAUCGUCGGUCUGCUACCAUUUGUUUGUGCUGCCCUCGUUGCUCAAAUGGCAAGGUCUGAAACCAGUUCUUGGCCAGAAGUUGCCAACUGAGCCAAUUGUUAAAGUGAAGCUGACAUCGGAGCUCAGAUUGGACCCGCAACGGCCAGAGUACCAAAGAGUCAGUAUUCGCCAGGAAAACAUGCACCUGGUGGCCUCUUCAACAGGAUUCCAACGGAGCAGCAACAUCGGAUCGUUUAAGAACGCCAACGGACUUUACACUAACAAUCAGGAAACUUUGGUUCAGUUGAACAAUUUGAAAAUAUCCGAGCUCAAGUCGAUCUGUAGGUCGAUUGGACUGGUUUUGUCGGGAAGAAAAGCCGAGAUCGCGGGGAGAAUCGAGCAGUAUUUUGCAAGCGGCCGUUACCAGGGCGACCAGGUGCGAUUACUGGCUGUUCGAGCGCUGAUUAUGAAGGCCUCUGUUGGUCAAGAAUUACCACCGUACCAGAGUUUAUAUGCUCUUUUCCGAACGAACGCGCACACGAUCCAGAUUCCGAACCAGUACACUGCUCCAGAAGUGGUUCCCAAGCCUAUUCCUGCGGUUGUGUUCAAAAAAAGCGAGUUUUACGUUCUCAAGCACCAGGUCCACGCGAGUGGAUCGAAUCCGCUGAUUGCGCCACAGAAACAGAAGGACCGCGGUUCUUGUCGGUUCAUCUUCCAUCUGACGCCAGAGGAGAAAGAACUGUUGCAGAGCAGCGCGAAUAUGAAGCUGUCGCUGCUUUCUGGCACGCGAACUGCUGGAGAAAACGAACAGUACUUGGAGUUUCCACAACCCAACGAGAUCACGAUGAACGGGGUGCGGCUCAAACAGACGGGACGAGGCAUCAAAGGACGGCCUGGGUCGGCCAAGCCCAUAGAUCUGAUGGCCAACCUGCGGCUGAACGAGACAAAUCGGCUGGAAGUUGUGUAUGCGUUCACAAACACCGAUUUCUGGCUAUAUCUAUACAUAUUGGAGGAGAUCCCGGCCUCGAGACUGGUGGACCAGAUUCUGGGAAAGCAGCACAUCUCGGUGCAGACGACGAUAGAGGCCAUCAAGGAGCGACACUUGGAGGACGACGACGAUCUUGUGCAGACAGAUAAGGAGGUGUUAUCGCUGAUGUGUCCGUGUUCGUUUAUCAAGAUGCGAUAUCCGUGCCGAUCGAUUAAGUGCGGACACAUCCAGUGCUUUGACGCGUUGUCGUUUCUCCAACUUCAGCAGCAGGCACCGACGUGGCAGUGUCCUGUUUGCUCGAACCGGCUAAAUCUGGACGAUUUGGCUAUUGACGAUUAUUUCCAGGCCAUUGUGGAAAAAACCGGAGAAGACGAUGAGGCUGUGGAGAUUGACGAAGUGGGGAACUGGGCUGUGAAACAGGACGCGGAGCAGGAAGCUGAGCAGGGACCCGCCAGAGAUUUGCGCGAGAAAUCGCAAACACGCCAAGAAAGCGAGGCACCCGUGGCGGUGAUCAGUCUCGAGAGCGACGAGAGCGACGUUGGAGAGCCGGGGGAUCUUGGCAGAACUGACGGGGUGCCGGAAAAACACGAGCAUCUUGCUUUUAAAACGGCUCUGGGCCGCGAAGCCGCUCAGACAACGCAGGAACCACCAACUUCGAUGCCACAAAACGGUAUCGAUAUCAUCAGUUUGGACUCUGAGGACGAGAUAGACGCUUCGGUGGAUCAGCCGGUCCCCAAUAAUACGGCUAAACAUGAGCUCUUGAACACGGCUACUGAAGUCGGGGCAGAGGGCCCAUCAUUGAAAACGCGACGUUUAGAGCCGGAUACACACCACGAGAGCUCGGUUUCGGGAGUGUUGCAACCAGUCUCGCCAAAAGAGUCUAGCACGUUGCACCAACUGGAGUCUCAAAAUGGCACUACAAACGGCGGCUCCCUGUUGGGGUUCAAUUUGCCCCUUGUAACUAUUGCCGAAGAAAACCUGCAAGGUGGAUUCCUCAUAGGUGAUUCGGCGCUUGAAAAAUCGCCGAAGCAUGACGUAAAAUAG
Messenger RNA from Ogataea philodendri, 3936 nucleotides. RefSeq lists its product as uncharacterized. The transcript is spliced from 4 exons. The record is from RefSeq and is a predicted model, not a curated record. Gene Ontology annotation, biological process: molybdenum incorporation into molybdenum-molybdopterin complex; Mo-molybdopterin cofactor biosynthetic process. The coding region runs from base 1 to 3936 and encodes 1311 amino acids. Gene Ontology annotation, cellular component: cytosol; cytoplasm. Lineage: Eukaryota; Fungi; Ascomycota; Pichiomycetes; Pichiales; Pichiaceae. Gene Ontology annotation, molecular function: molybdopterin molybdotransferase activity; zinc ion binding.